UUUUCUUUUACAUAUAAUUCGACAGUAUAAAUAACGACAAGAAUGUUUAUUUAGGUAGUAGACAUUUAAAUAUCUAUCUUUUCCAUUUUAAUUGACUUAGAGCACGAAAAUACUUCAUGUCGUAGUUUUGACACGAACUUUAGGACAAGUAUACAAACAUUACGAGAUUCUUAAAUUCUCUGAAGUUUUAAUAGAAGUGCUUAAAGGAAAAAAUAAAAUGGCGGAAUCCAGCAUAAUAGAGAAAAUACAAAAACAUACCUUAAAAUUACAAGAUAAACUUAAGAAAAAUGAAGAGAAUUUAAUAAAUCGUAUAUUAAAUUCACCGAAUAAAUCCAACCUUGAUAUCAAUUUUGUAGAUAAUUUAGAUAUUUGUGAAGUGAAAUCAAAAAAGAGAUUAUCAGCCAAACUGAGAUAUUCUAGAUCGAUUGAGGAAGAAGAACAGAAGGCGAACAACGAAAAAUAUGAAUGUAAGCUAUUAUGGACUGUGCAAGAUAAUGUUUUUAGAUCUGAUGUCUCUUGGUUAAAUAAUGGAAUUUUAACGGUUGCUGAGCAUGAUAGAAAUCAAACUAUUUUAAUGGAUAUGAACUCCGCACUUGAACAAAAGAAAAGCAGGAUUGAAGCAAGUAGUAUAGGCGACGAAGAAUUUAAACCAAUUUGCAUAAGUUGCUCCGAAAAUGAAGAUAAUAUUGCGCUCACAGAUGAUUCGCAAAUGAUUAAGAUAUUUUCCCUUGAAAAUGGAAGCUGUUUAACCUCUUGGGGUUCGGAUGUUUUAAUGAGACCGUACGGUAUCUGUCAAGUAUCUCAUGAUCGUUUAGCAAUAACGGAUUCAGAACUCCAUCAUAUGGCUGUACACCACAUCAACGGGCAGAUCAUUUUCUCUUGCGGUAAACGAGGAGAUAAACUGGAAGAGUUCGAUCAUCCUUUAUACAUAUGUUCUUCUCAAACUGGCUUACUCUAUAUAGCUGAUUCAUUUAACGAUUGCAUAAAAGUCGUAGACGAAAAAAGUGGGAAAGUAGUUCAAAAGUAUGCUUGUUCCGGAGAUAAAGAUGGCCAAAUCAAGGAACCAAGGGGCGUGUGUGUUGAUAUUUUUGGAAAUAUUUACGUAGUUGAUUCCGGCAAUGAAAGAAUUUCUAUGUUCGAUAAUAAGGGCGUUUUUAUAAAGCAAGUAUUAAAAGGCAUCCCUUCCGCCUACGCAUGCGCUGUUGGGAAUGGAGGAUUGUUUGCUCUGACUUCAACUGAUGGAAUGCGUGUUUAUAAACUUCCGGUAUGGAUGACUAAUCCUGCUGAAGAUGUAGAAAGUGCUAUUGAAGAAGAAAUGAAGAAUAUGUAUUAUGAAUCUUGAAACUUUGCAGUAAAUAUACCAGUAUUACCCUUUCGCGUAUUCUAUAAUAAGGAAUUUUUUAGAGGAAAUAAAAAGAGACGUAUAAUGCUUUUUCCCUUCUUUGUCUAAAACUUCCCCUUUCAUUCUUUCUAUGCUCUAAGAUUUAAUACAGGAAGAGAAAUACAAAGUAAUAAUCUAUAUAGGGGAUAAUCUAUAAGUGUAGAUAAAGUAUGAUGCGAUUAUAAAGAGAAAUA
Molecule: messenger RNA, 1575 nt
Organism: Dimorphilus gyrociliatus
Lineage: Eukaryota; Metazoa; Annelida; Polychaeta; Dinophilidae
Source: the annotation of a GenBank genome assembly